CGGUGGACUUUUUCUUUUGACUCGUGACGGUGGAAGUCUUGAGGAACCAUAAAACGUAUCACAAAAACCGUGAAGGUGUUAAAUAUAAUGUUUGUUUAAUUUUAUAUACUUUCACCAUAAUUGAUCAUUAUUUUGUUGACCAUACAAAAGGUGUAGUAAUGGCAUUUCAAUCUCAACCACAUGUGAUGGCUGCAAAAAGUUGGUUGUAUCGACGGGUGUAAGCCGAUUUGAUGCUUACUGUACCGAAAACCAGUACUGUGUCGAGAACGCAGCGGGGCAAGCAAAAUGUUCAACCGAAAUUCCUGAAGGCUGUGAACCUACAACUACAAUAACACCCGAAGUUACCUCAGAUACCACAUUAAGUUCAAUGCCGUCAGAGAUUACUCCAAGUUCAACAAUUACAGAGGAAAUGACAACACCACAGCAAACGUCAGCAGUCGAAACAACUUCAGAAGUAAACGCAUCAGAUCCGUCUACAUCAGAAGUUACUGCAGUUCCUACGACAUCAGAAGAAAUAACAUCGGAGCACACGACAUCACAACAAGGUUCAACAUCUGAAGUGACUUCACAAUCAACAGACAAUCCUACUUCAUCCGAGGUUACUUCCAGUUCAACAAUUACAGAAGAAACUACAUCAGACCUAACGACACCACAACAGACAACAACAGCCGAAACGACUUUAGAAGUAACCACAUCAGAUCCGUCUACAACCGAAGUAACUGCAAUUCCAACGACAUCAGAAGAAAUAACGUCGGAGCACACAACAUCACAACAAGCUUCAACAUCGGAAGUGACUUCGCAAACAACAACAGACGAUGCUGCUUCAUCCGAGGUUACUUCUAGUUCAGUAAUUACAGAAGAAACUACAUCAGACCCAACGACACCACAACAAACAACAACAGUCGAAACGACUUCAGAAGUAACCACUUCAGAUCCUUCUACAUCAGAAGUUACUGCAGUUCCUACGACAUUAGAAGAAAUAACAUCGGAGCACACGACAUCACAACAACCUUCAACAUCUGAAGUGACUUCACAAUCAACAACAGACAAUCCUUCUUCAUCUGAGGUUACUUCUAGUUCAACAGUUACAGAAGAAUUGACUUCAGACCGUACGACACCACAACAGACAACUACAGUGGACACAACUUUAGAAGUAUCUACAUCAGAUCCGUCUACAACCGAAGUUACUGCAAUUCCAACGACAUCAGAAGAAAUAACGUCGGAGCACAUGACAUCAGAACAAGUUUCAACAUCUGAAGUGACUUCACAAUCAACAACAGACAAUCCUGCUUCAUCCGAGGUUCCUCCAGGUUCAACAAUUACAGAAGAAACUACAUCAGACCUAACAACACCACAACAAACACCAACAGUCGAAACAACUUCAGAAGUAACCACACCAGAUCCGUCUACAAUCGAAGUUACUGCAAUUCCAACAACAUCAGAAGAAAUAACGUCGCAGCACACGACAUCAGAACAAGCUUCAACAUCUGAAGUGACUUCGCAAACAACAAUAGACAAUCCUGCUUCAUCCGAGGUUACUUCUAGUUCAACAGUUACAGAAAAAUUGACGUCAGACCGUACGACACCACAACAGACAACUACAGUGGACACAACUUUAGAAGUAACCACAUCAGAUCCGUCUACAACCGAAGUUACUGCAAUUCCAACGACAUUAGAAGAAAUAACGUCGGAGCACACGACAUCAGAACAAGUUUCAACAUCUGAAGUGACUUCACAAUCAACAACAGACAAUCCUUCUUCAUCUGAGGUUACUUCUAGUUCAACAGUUACAGAAGAAUUGACGUCAGACCGUACGACACCACAACAGACAACUACAGUGGACACAACUUUAGAAGUAACCACAUCAGAUCCGUCUACAACCGAAGUAACUGCAAUUCCAACGACAUCAGAAGAAAUAACGUCGGAGCACAUGACAUCAGAACAAGUUUCAACAUCUGAAGUGACUUCACAAUCAACAACAGACAAUCCUGCUUCAUCCGAGGUUCCUCCAGGUUCAACAAUUACAGAAGAAACUACAUCAGACCUAACAACACCACAACAAACACCAACAGUCGAAACAACUUCAGAAGUAACCACACCAGAUCCGUCUACAAUCGAAGUUACUGCAAUUCCAACAACAUCAGAAGAAAUAACGUCGCAGCACACGACAUCAGAACAAGCUUCAACAUCUGAAGUGACUUCGCAAACAACAAUAGACAAUCCUGCUUCAUCCGAGGUUACUUCUAGUUCAACAGUUACAGAAAAAUUGACGUCAGACCGUACGACACCACAACAGACAACUACAGUGGACACAACUUUAGAAGUAACCACAUCAGAUCCGUCUACAACCGAAGUUACUGCAAUUCCAACGACAUUAGAAGAAAUAACGUCGGAGCACACGACAUCAGAACAAGUUUCAACAUCUGAAGUGACUUCACAAUCAACAACAGACAAUCCUUCUUCAUCUGAGGUUACUUCUAGUUCAACAGUUACAGAAGAAUUGACGUCAGACCGUACGACACCACAACAGACAACUACAGUGGACACAACUUUAGAAGUAACCACAUCAGAUCCGUCUACAACCGAAGUAACUGCAAUUCCAACGACAUCAGAAGAAAUAACGUCGGAGCACAUGACAUCAGAACAAGUUUCAACAUCUGAAGUGACUUCACAAUCAACAACAGACAAUCCUGCUUCAUCCGAGGUUCCUCCAGGUUCCACAAUUACAGAAGAAACUACAUCAGACCUAACAACACCCCAACAAACACCAACAGUCGAAACAACUUCAGAAGUAACCACACCAGGUCCGUCUACAACCGAAGUUACUGCAAUUCCAACGACACCAGAAGAAGUAACGUCGGAGCACACAAUAUCACAACAACCUUCAACAUCUGAAGUGACUUCACAAUCAACAACAAACAAUCCUUCUUCAUCUGAGGUUACUUCUAGUUCAACAGUUACAGAAGAAUUGACGUCAGACCGUACGACACCACAACAAACAACAACAGUCGAAACAACUUCAGAAGUAACCACACCAGAUCCGUCUACAACAGAAGUUACUUCGAUUCCAACGACAUCAGAAGAAAUAACGUCGGAGCACACGACAUCACAACAACCUUCAACAUCUGAAGUAACUUCGCAAACAACAACAGACAAUCCUGCUUCAUCCGAGGUCACUUCCAGCGCAACAAUUACAGAAGAAACUACAUCAGACCCAACGACACCACAACAAACAUCAACACAAGAAAUUACCUUCGAACAAACAACGUCGCAGCCCACAACCUCGCAACAACCAACAACACAAGAUUCUUCAGUAGAGACUACAUCAGCGGAGCUAACGACAUUGAAUCCUUCUACAACAACCAUAGCUCCAUCUACCCCGAGUCCACCAGACGAGGGAGCUAUUAUUUGUACUGCUCCCGGUUUGUUCCCAGACCCGAACGACUGCAGCCGUUACCAUUUCUGUAAUUAUCCAACGAAUGCAUAUUCUUGGGUUCAGGAAUGUCCACCUGGUUAUGCCUUCUACUACGAAUCAUUCACAGCGAACAUUUUCCCGUGCAGAAGCAUCGGUGAAUCGGUUAGUUGCUCUGCUAUCCAGUGUUCGCGAGGAUCAUUGUACGCUUCGCACGGAGUAAAUCGCAUGUUUUACGCGUUCUGCUUUACCAGUGGUCUAACGGGUAGCACCACCGCACUUAUGCUACGAUGUACCGAUGGGGCGUACUUCGAUGGUACGCGGUGUAUCUUCCAGUGUCCCGGUGAAGGGUUGUUCAUCAACUCGAACGAUCCGACCCAGUACUAUGCGUGCUAUUAUUCGACGGGUAAUCUCGUUUAUAAUUUGAUGCACUGCCCGGGAUCGAAAGUGUUCAGUCCAGAAAGAAACAUUUGUGUAUGACGAAUGUAUAGUUAUUAGCUUUAUUCGAUGGUUCAACCAAUAAAUGUAUAAUUUUUGAACCAACUUGGUAUUUGAUUGAUGCUGGAAUAAAUUCCACAUAUGCGGCGAGAUUGAAGACUAGCUCAUUUCGGUGUACUA
Wyeomyia smithii (pitcher-plant mosquito) is the source of this 4030-nucleotide messenger RNA. Its product is annotated as mucin-2-like. The transcript is spliced from 2 exons. Gene Ontology annotation, cellular component: extracellular region. The record is from RefSeq and is a predicted model, not a curated record. Gene Ontology annotation, molecular function: chitin binding. Bases 368 to 3892 code for a protein of 1174 amino acids. Lineage: Eukaryota; Metazoa; Arthropoda; Insecta; Diptera; Culicidae.